Molecule: messenger RNA, 4595 nt
Organism: Empidonax traillii (willow flycatcher)
Lineage: Eukaryota; Metazoa; Chordata; Aves; Passeriformes; Tyrannidae
Gene: NKTR
Product: natural killer cell triggering receptor
Exons: 16
Coding region: 141-4526 (1461 amino acids)
Biological process (GO): protein folding; protein peptidyl-prolyl isomerization
Cellular component (GO): nucleus
Molecular function (GO): peptidyl-prolyl cis-trans isomerase activity
Source: RefSeq, a predicted model, not a curated record
GCGAGUUUGGCCGCGGAUGUGUUAUUUCUGAGUUACUUUUUUAAUAACUUCGGGUGUUUUCUGCGGUGCUGGGUGCUCCUGGGUCUCUCCUGGGUUCGAUUUUUAUUUACACACGUGAAUUUAAAGGUUUGGAGAGGCUCAUGAACGCUGUUUCUGUGGUUGGUCGAAUUAUGUUUCAGCUCUUCUCAGACAUUUGUCCGAAGACUUGCAAAAACUUCCUUUGCUUGUGCUCAGGUGAAAAAGGAAUUGGCAAAACAACUGGAAAGAAGCUUUGCUACAAAGGCACCACAUUCCACCGUGUGGUUAAAAACUUCAUGAUUCAGGGGGGGGACUUCAGCGAAGGUAAUGGAAAAGGAGGUGAAUCUAUUUAUGGUGGCUAUUUCAAAGAUGAAAACUUUAUUCUCAAACAUGACAGAGCGUUCCUUUUGUCAAUGGCAAACCGAGGGAAACAUACCAAUGGUUCCCAAUUUUUCAUAACAACAAAACCUGCUCCUCAUCUCGACGGUGUCCAUGUUGUCUUUGGGCUGGUUAUUUCUGGUUUUGAAGUCAUAGAACAGAUAGAAAACCUCAAAACUGACACUGCGAGUCGACCCUACGCAGACGUUCGGGUCAUCGACUGCGGGGUGCUCGUCACCAGAUCAGCCAAGGAUGCUUUGGAGAAGAAGAAGAAAGUCUGUUCUGACUCCGAAGGCUCCGAGUCCUCCUCCAGCGCUUCCAGCUCUUCAGAAUCCUCCUCUGACAGCGAAGCUGAAAACGAGAGGAACAGGAGGAGAAAGAGGAAAAGAAGAACUAAACCCAAACAGUCCAGGAAGCGAAGGAAGGAGGAGAGGAGGAAAGAGGAUCCAAGGUGCAAGCGAAGCUCAAACCAAAGACGCAGCCUUUCUGACAAGAGCGACCUCCCAGACAGAGUGGACGUGAGCACCAAGAGGGACAAGCCCGUGGUACGUCCUGAAGAAAUUCCCCCAGUGCCUGAAAAUAGAUUUUUGCUCAGAAGAGAUGUGCCUGUUGUCAAUGUAGAGCCUGAACCGAAGCUUCUUGAUGCCACUCCAGUUCUGACUGACCAAAAACCAUCAGUCUCCAAAUCCGGACGAAAAAUUAAAGGAAGGGGCACAAUACGCUACCACACCCCCCCUCGAUCCCGCUCGUGUUCCGAAUCCGAGGAUGACGAGAGCAGCGAGACCCCUCCUCACUGGAAAGAGGAGAUGCAGAGAUUAAGGACCUACCGACCUCCCAGCGGGGAGAAGUGGAGCAAAGGAGAUAAGUUGAGUGACCCGUGUACCAGCAGAUGGGAUGAAAGAAGCGCAUCCCGGAGAUCCAGGUCCUGGUCCCACAAUGGUUACGCUGACCUAAGCUCUGUGAGGUACUCCAGCCAUCACAAGAAGCACAGGAAAGAGAAGAAAAAGGUGAAGCAUAAAAAGAAGUCUAAAAAGCAGAAGCAUUUCAAGAAGCACAAGCAAACGAAAAAAAAGAAAGCCUCGGCCUCAUCGGACCUGGAAUCUUCUCAUUCCUUCCACAGGAGGACAAAGUCGUCUUGUGAUCGUGAGAGGAAGUCUCGUUCUUCUUCCAUAUCUUCCAGACGUUCCUCCAGAAGGGACUGGUCCAAGUCUGAUAAGGAGGAUCAGAGCUCAUCAUCUUUAUCGAGCAGAGGGUCUCGCUCUUACUACAGGUCCAGGUCCAGAUCCAGGUCUAAAUCGAGGUCUUACUCCCGAAGAAGUUCUAGAUCGAGAUCAGCCUCUAAAUCGUCGCGGUCUCGAAGUAGGUCACGGUCCAGUUCUAACCCCAGGCAGCAAAAGACUGUCCCCAGCUCUCCACGGAAUAUCUCAACCCGAUUAAACGACGCUAAGUUGGCCAAGGCAGCCGAGCCGGUCCGAGCAGUUCUGCUGCCCAGCGACAAAGUUGUCGUCCCACCGGUUGUCCCAGAAAGCCUCCCUGUGAUACCCCUGAGUGACAGCCCACCCCCCUCGAGGUGGAAACCUGGGCAGAAACCGUGGAAGCCAUCCUACGAGCGAAUUCAGGAGAUGAAAGCUAAAACUACCCAUUUAAUACCCACCCAAACUAACUACAGUCUGGUGGUCGUUAAAGAGGCCAACACCUCCUCCUCCUCCUACCGCAAGCGGGAGCGGAGCUCGGAGAGCGACCGGAGCGGCUAUUCCAAAGGCCGCAGUGACAGGAGCUCAGAGAGCUGGCCGAGGUCCAGGAGCAGGUCCUCCCGAAGUCGGUCCUACUCCAGAUCCUACACACGAUCCAGAAGUCCAUCGAGCUCCAGGACGAAAUCCCACUCUUCCGGCAGGUCCCCGUCACCGAGCAAAUACCGCAGCGACCGCUCGGGCUACAGCGAGUCCACCUCUUACUAUUCCCUCAGCGACGAGGACAGACACGGCAACAGACGGAAAUCCACGGGCAGCGAUCAGAAAGCCCGGGGCCCCAAACUGAGGCAGGAGACGAGCUCGGAGAGUCCCCUGCCUCACAAACGCCCCAAAGACUACGAUGAGUCUUCCCAAGGGUUGAAGGAGAGCGACACUUUGUCGUCCUCGGACUUCUCCAGCGACAGCGAGCGCUCCGCCAAAGCCAAGGUGACCCAGGAGAAGGAAAGUCGUUUCCCAUUGGGGGGGGAUGCUCAGAAACAAGGUAAAACCAGCCUGAGUUCUGAGAGAGGGGAGGAGAAGCCCAGGUGUGAGCGGGAUUCUGAUCACUCCAAAAGGAAAGCAGGGAAAGAGAAGUCUCUGGAGCAACCCAGGGGAGGGGCGAAAACGAAACGGAAAUCCUACUCGGGCAGCAAGUGGGACUCGGAGUCCAACUCCGAAAGAGGAGAGGCAAGGCACAAUAGGGGGGAUUCCAGACCUUCCUCUGGUAAAGAAGAAGGAGAGGCCACCUCAGGGUCUGAUACAGAGCUCAGUGUCACCAAAAGGAUAAAGAAACAGUCCAAUUCCUCCGAAUUUCUGGGCUCUGAUUGGAAGACAAACAAACAGUUGUCAUCUUCUGAAUCCGACAGUUCCUGUUCCAGCUCGGCAGACGCUCGAGGCAAGUCAAGAAAACACAAGCAUGGGUUGAAAAAGCAACUUAAAAAGUCGCAUUCCAAAAAGCCAAAAGAAAAAUCCAAAGGGAAGAAGGAGAAAAAACACAAAGUCCAGAAGAGAAAAGAGAUGUUUCACUGGCAGCCCCCCCUCGAGUUUGGGGAAGAAGAGGACGAUGAGAUAAGUGAAAAGCCGGUUGCCAAGGAUGAUAAAAAGGAAAAGCAGCCUACCGGGGACAUAAAGGAUAAAAAACAAGUUUAUGAAAAGGAUGAAAUAGUCCCAGAUAAAAUGGGAAAUGGUGAAAAGUCAUGUGUGAGUGAAAACCUUUUAGACAAAAACACCACGGGUGAGGCCUCCCCAGAUCGCAGCAACCUUCGUAAAGAGAGCAUUGAAACGAACGCUGCAACCGGUGCUUUAAACUCAGGGAUAAAUGUUUCUGCCUGCAAGAAUGAGAUGAAACAAGCUGAGGAAAGUAACCAGAACGGGUUGGAGGAUGUUAUUCAGACAGAUGACAACAUGGAGAUCUGCACUCCCGAUCGUAACUCGCCAGGGAAGGUGGAUGUGGACGUUUUGUCUCCUGUCAUUCUCACUCCUAAACCCCAGGCUUUAAGUGCUGCUAUCAAAAAAGAGCCACAGGUUGAGACCCCUGAGCGAGACGCUGUCAAAGUAGGAAACAACAUUAGAGACUUGAUUAAUAUUAAAGAAGAGAAAGAAACGGGAAGGCAAGAAAAUAACUCUGUGUCUGGUGCUAAAGACUGUGGUUUAAAAAGUGAAAUGACUGAAAAUGCACAAAGCAAUAUGAUAGACAAUAAAUGGAAGCCUUUGCAGGGUGUUGGUAACUUGCAGCCAGCAGCAGUCAGUACAGCCACAGAGGUUAAGAGUGUAGCAGUAGCACCAGAGCCUAAACCAGCAGGUUUAAGGAUUGAAAUAAAAGCCAAGAAUAAGGUGAGGCCUGGAUCUCUGUUUGAUGAGGUCAGGAAAACUGCCCGGCUCAAUCGGCGGCCCAGGAACCAGGAAAGCUCCAGUGAGGAGGAAUCCCCAGGCAGAGAUGACAACAGCCCCUCCAGGAGCCUCAGUAGGUCACGGAGUAAAUCUGAGUCCAAAUCCAGACACAGAACAAGGUCCUUGUCCUACAGUCACUCCAGGAGUCGAUCCCGAAGUUCUACAUAUUCGUAUAGGUCAAGAAGCUACUCGAGAAGCAGGAGCAGAGGGUGGUACAGCAGGGAUCGCUCCAGGAGUCGAAGCAGCUCUUACCACAGUUACAAGAGUCGUAGUCGUAGCUACAGCAGAAGUCGCUCCAGAAGUAGUUCUUAUGGUCAUCACAGUCGAUCCAGUAGGUCCUACACGUAUGACAGUUACUACAGCAGGAGCCGGAGCAGGAGCAAAAGGAGCGACAGCUACCGACGGUCUCGGAGCUACGACCGCAGAUCCAGGUCCUACGGCUCCGACAGCGACAGCGACCGCAGCUACUCCAACAACAGGAGCCCCAGUGAAAGCAGCAGGUACAGCUGAAAACACUUCUUUGAGGAUGAAAACUCUUUAUUUCAUCGUUUUCUUCAGUGUUACAUUAAAACAAAACAA